This is a messenger RNA of Trichechus manatus latirostris (Florida manatee), 1329 nucleotides long. It is a transcript of the gene SERPINA1, whose product is annotated as serpin family A member 1. The transcript is spliced from 5 exons. Lineage: Eukaryota; Metazoa; Chordata; Mammalia; Sirenia; Trichechidae. The record is from RefSeq and is a predicted model, not a curated record. Gene Ontology annotation, biological process: negative regulation of endopeptidase activity. The coding region runs from base 64 to 1329 and encodes 421 amino acids. Gene Ontology annotation, molecular function: serine-type endopeptidase inhibitor activity.
AGCUGCGGAGGAAGACAGAUUGGACCACCACAGGAGGCGUGUCACGCCGGGAAUUCAAGGACAAUGCCGUCCUCCAUCUCUUGGGGCCUCCUCUUGCUGGCAGGUCUGUGCUGCCUGGUCCCUGGCUCCCUGGCCAAGAGACCCAAGGGAGACCCUGCCCAAGAAACGGAAUCAUCCAAGGAGGAUCAUGACAAGCACCAGCAUCCAGCCUGCUACAAGGUCUCCCCAAAUCUGGCCAACUUCGCCUUCAGCCUGUACCGCGAGGUGGCCCAUCAGUCCAACACCACCAACAUCUUCCUCUCCCCAGUGAGCAUCGCCGUGGCCUUUGCGCUGCUUUCCACUGGGGCCAAGUCUGACACCCACAACCAGAUCCUGGAGGGCCUGAAGUUCAACCUCACCAAGACAUCCGAGGCCGAGAUCCAUGUAGGUUUCCAACACCUGCUCCACACCCUCAACCAGCCAGACAGCCAGCUCCAGCUGACCACUGGCAACGCGCUGUUCAUCAACGAGAGUCUGAAGCUAGUGGAUAAGUUUUUGGAGGACGCCAAGAAGCUGUAUUACUCAGAAGCCUUCUCCAUCAACUUCAGGGACAACGAAGCAGCCAAGAAACAGAUCAAUGAUUACGUGGAGAAGGGAACCCAAGGAAAAAUUGUGGAUUUGGUCAAAGAGCUUGACGAAAACACAGUUCUUGCUCUGGUGAAUUACAUUUUCUUUAAAGGCAAAUGGAAGAAGCCCUUCGAGGUGGAGCAAACCCAGGAUGGGGACUUCCACGUGGAUGACGAAACCACGGUCACAGUGCCCAUGAUGAAUCGCCUGGGCAUGUAUGACCUCCACUACCACGAGAAGCUGUCCAGCUGGGUGCUGCUCAUGGACUAUGUGGGCAAUGCCACAGCCAUCUUCAUCCUGCCCAAGCCGGGGAAGAUGCAGCAGCUGGAGGACAGACUCACGAAGAUACUCCUUUCCCAGUGGCUGGGAGAAAGACGCACACGGUCCGCCAUUUUGUCUUUUCCCAAACUGUCCAUUUCUGGAACCUACGAUCUGAGAAACCUCCUGGGCAAACUGGGCAUCACCAAGGUCUUCAGUGAUGGGGCCGACCUCUCUGGGAUCACUGAGAAUGGACCCCUGAAGCUGUCUAAGGCGAUGCAUAAGGCUGUGCUGACCAUCGACGAGAAAGGGACAGAGGCUGCUGGGGCCUCCUUUUUGGAAGCCAUCCCCAUGUCAAUGCCCCCCACGAUCAAAUUCAACAGCCCCUUCCUUGUUAUCAUCUAUGAUGAGAACACCAAGAGCUCCCUCUUCGUGGGGAAGGUGGUGAACCCCUUACAAAAAUAA